GGCAGCGGGAUGCAGAGCUCGGCGCCGCUCCUCACUGCUUCCCUGUGCAGCACGACGAGCCUAGCUCCGCCGCCCCAGCCAGCCAGCCAGCCAGCCAGCCAGCCGGCAGUCCAUCCAUCCGCACCGGCGCGCCCGCACCUCCGCACCCCGCCGGCCCCGAGCGGACUCCGCAGCGCGCCCCUCCCUCCCGUCCGAGCGCCGCGGCCACCUGCGCGCAGAUGGAGCUGGACCACAGGACGACCGGAGGCCUCCACGCCUACCCCGGGCCGCGGGGCGGGCCGGUGGCCAAGCCCAACGUGAUCCUGCAGAUCGGUAAGUGCCGGACCGAGAUGCUGGAGCACGUGCGCAGGACCCACCGGCACCUGCUGGCCGAGGUCUCCAAGCAGGUGGAGCGCGAGCUCAAGGGGCUGCACCGGUCGGUGGGCAAGCUGGAGAGCAACCUGGACGGCUACGUGCCCACGAGCGACUCGCAGCGCUGGCGGAAGUCCAUCAAGGCCUGCCUGUGCCGCUGCCAGGAGACCAUCGCGCACCUGGAGCGCUGGGUCAAGCGCGAGAUGCACGUGUGGCGCGAGGUCUUCUACCGGCUGGAGCGCUGGGCCGACCGCCUGGAGGCCAUGGGCGCCAAGUACCCGGUGGGCAGCGAGCCGGCGCGCCACACCGUCUCCGUGGGCGUCGGGGGCCCCGAGAGCUGCAGCCAGGAGGCCGACGGCUACGACUACAGCGUCAGCCCCUACGCCAUCACCUCACCGCCCGCCGCGGGCGAGCUGCCCGGCCAGGAGCUGGAGGAGGCCCAGCAGUACCCGCCCUGGGGGCCCGGCGAGGACGGGCAGCCCCACCCGGGCGUGGACACGCAGAUCUUCGAGGACCCGCACGAGUUCCUCAGCCACCUGGAGGAGUACCUGCGGCAGGUGGGCGGCACCGAGGAGUACUGGCUGUCCCAGAUCCAGAACCACAUGAACGGGCCCGCCAAGAAGUGGUGGGAGUACAAGCAGGGCUCGGUCAAGAACUGGGUGGAGUUCAAGAAGGAGUUCCUGCAGUACAGCGAGGGCACGCUGUCCCGCGAGGCGAUGCAGCGGGAGCUGGACCUGCCGCAGAAGCAGGGCGAGCCGCUCGACCAGUUCCUCUGGCGCAAGCGCGACCUGUACCAGACGCUGUACGUGGACGCGGACGAGGAGGAGGUCAUCCAAUACGUGGUGGGCACCCUGCAGCCCAAGCUCAAGCGCUUCCUGUGCCACCCGCUGCCCAAGACCCUGGAGCAGCUCAUCCAGCGGGGCCUGGAGGUGCAGGGCGGCCUGGCGCAGGCCGAGCCCGCCGGCCCCCCGCGCCCCGCCCCGGAGGAGGCUGAGGCCGAGGCCGAGGCUGAGGCUGAGGCCGAGGAAGCCCUCACGCCGGCCCUCACCAACGAGUCCGUGGCCAGUGAUGGGACCCAGCCCGAAUAGAGGGCCCGGGGCCGGCCCACCCGCCCGCCCGCCACGCCCGCCUGUAGUAGCCCUUGCCAACCCGGACUUCCCAGCUGGGCCGACUCCUCGGGGGACAGCCCUUGGCCUCCCAGCCUGAUCCACAUGGACACACAGUUACGGACAGUGUCCCCUCUCCCUGCAGGACCUGCCCUGCCACCUCCCGCUGUCUGUCUUCUGGGGCCUGGGCCUGCCCCCUCCAGACCCCUCACCCCCCAACACACACUCACACUCAGGUCAUGACGAGUCCCACCUCCCCCCUCCGAACGGCACGGCAGCGGGCACCGAGCUCAGGACACCCCAGAGCCGCCGCGAAGACACAGCCCGUGCCGCGGGGACCUCGGCUGCGGGGCUGCGGCCCCUCCCGGCAGUGGCCGCACGGGCAGCCGGCCAGCCUCGCACAGGACAGCCGGGCUCCGUCCUGGAGGAAACUGAAGCUGAACCCCAGCCUCCGCAGCAGCAGCAGCAGCAGACCUGGCCCCCACCUCCUGGCCCUCAGCAGCAUCUGUGAUUCAUGCUCCAGCUCAGCUGGGUGACUCACCACGCGGGCAGAGGGUCCCACGGGCCCCAGUCCUCGAACCAGCUGAGGCGGCAGCCGUGUCCACGGAGCCAGGAGAGUGACCACAGGUCUCAGGCUCCCCGGAGCCCCGGCUGCUGCGCCUGGCACUGCCCGCCCCCCUCUCCUCCACAAGCUGCCCGCCAGGAGGAGACGCCUGAGGCCCGCGAGGGGGGCUGCGGAGAGGGGACCCCGAGGAGAGCGGUGCUGAAGACAGGCCGGCGCGAGGGCCAGGCUGCCACGUGCCCGCCCCGCCGGCCGCCAGCCCGCCGGGCCCCAGCCACUGCGGCUGGAGCUGGAGUUCGCUACCCAGGCCCGACUCCUCCAGCCUAGGAACCCGCCCACUGCGUGGCCAUCCGCUCCCCUCCCGCUGAGCUUCCCGCCCGCCCUGGGCUAAGGCCGCGGCCUCCGCUCCUGCGCCCGGCCGGUGGCCCCAGGACGCCCCAAGCCUUUGCUGCUGGGGCUCAAGCUGCGCUCUGCCAGGCCCCGCUGCUGCCCAGGCCCGACCCCCACCUCCCCGACACCAACACCCUGGUGCUGCCCGCGACUUGUGUCUGCCUAGCGGGUCCUGUUUGGGGGUCCCCUUCCUGCCUGUCCACUGGGGGUUCCCAGGUUCGGGGACCGACAGCUGCAGGUGACACUCAGCCCCUCCACCCCGUGCCCUUGCCACCCCCACCCUCAGGUUUAAGUUUGCACAUGAGCCAUAACCCAUGUCCCAGGCUGCAGGGCCCUCCCUGAAGACAGACUCUUUUGUAAGAUUUUGCUAAUAAAACACUGAGACUUG
Messenger RNA from Myotis myotis, 2797 nucleotides. RefSeq names its product activity regulated cytoskeleton associated protein (gene ARC). Gene Ontology annotation, molecular function: mRNA binding. Bases 219 to 1439 code for a protein of 406 amino acids. NCBI's taxonomy places the organism in Eukaryota, Metazoa, Chordata, Mammalia, Chiroptera, Vespertilionidae. The transcript is spliced from 3 exons. The record is from RefSeq and is a predicted model, not a curated record. Gene Ontology annotation, biological process: modulation of chemical synaptic transmission; positive regulation of AMPA receptor activity.